CUGUCAGUUGCGAAGGAAAGAAAGAAAAGGAACAAGGAAGAAGAGAAGAGAAGGACAGAGACGGAAUCUCGAGUGGUAAAAGAAAAACUGCAGAAUCCUCUUUCAGCUCUCUUUGCCAGGGGAAAGAUUCGUAUGUGUUUUCUUUGGAUUUGAAGGUUUUUGCGAAAUGAUCUGCUUGCUUCAGGCAAGGAUUUGCACAGACUGUGCUUCAUAAGGAUCAUAUUGGUGAUUUUUACCAAUUUAGCAUAUUAUGGCAUCUUCUGCUAUGGGUCCAGUUGGAAAACCCAGUAGUGCUAUUCCAUUAUUUGCUGAUAAACUUCCGGAGGAGAUUAAUGAAAUGAAGAUCAGAGAUGAGAAUGUUGAAAAGGAGAUGGAAGCGACAGUGGUUGAUGGAAAUGGUACAGAAACCGGACAUAUAAUUGUAACUACCAUCGGUGGUCGAAAUGGUCAACCCAAACAGACAAUAAGUUACAUGGCAGAGCGAACAGUUGGACAGGGAUCCUUUGGUAUUGUAUUUCAGGCUAAGUGCCUAGAAACUGGAGAAACUGUUGCUAUCAAGAAGGUCCUUCAGGAUAAGAGAUAUAAGAACCGUGAGCUGCAAACAAUGCGCCUUCUUGAUCAUCCUAAUGUUGUUUCUCUCAAACACUGCUUUUUUUCCACAACGGAAAAGGAUGAGCUGUAUCUUAAUCUGGUGCUCGAGUAUGUACCCGAGACAGUUUACCGAGUAAUAAAGCACUACACCAAGGCAAAUCAGCGGAUGCCUCUCAUAUAUGUCAAGCUCUAUGCCUAUCAGAUUUGUAGAGCUCUAGCCUACAUUCAUGGAGGAAUAGGAGUAUGCCAUAGGGACAUUAAGCCACAGAAUCUACUGGUUAAUCCACAUACUCAUCAGGUCAAGCUGUGCGAUUUUGGAAGUGCAAAAGUUCUGGUGAAAGGCGAGCCAAAUAUAUCAUAUAUUUGUUCUCGUUAUUAUCGAGCACCCGAACUAAUAUUCGGGGCUACUGAAUACACUACNACAAAUAUAUCUUUAAUGAAAGUUUUUCAAUUGUGUAAACAGAUAUUUCACAAGCGCAUGCCACCAGAAGCUGUGGAUCUUGUCUCAAGACUCCUCCAGUAUUCUCCAAAUCUUAGGUGCACUGCUUUAGAGGCUUGUAUCCAUCCCUUCUUUGAUGAACUCCGAGAUCCCAAUACUCAUCUUCCGAACGGGCGCCCCCUGCCUCCGCUCUUCAACUUCAAACACCAAGAGCUGAAAGGCGCAACUUUGGAGCUUCUCUCUAAACUCAUUCCAGAACAUGCUCGGAAGCAGUGCUCUUUCCUUGAUUUUUAGAUCAAAAUGCAAAGUAAAUGAUAUUUUCCUCGUCAGACAGGUAUGAAAAUCCUUGAAAAUGUAACUGUAUGUCUGUGAACAUCAAUUGUAAUGCAUUUUUAUCAGAAAAAAAAAAUUAUGGAGGAUUAACGCUGCUUGUUGAUGUGGGUCGAAUGUUGGCUAUUGAAAUAACUGUUCACUAGGAUUAUGACUUUUCUGUCUUAAAAA
This is a messenger RNA of Cucurbita pepo subsp. pepo (vegetable marrow), 1531 nucleotides long. Lineage: Eukaryota; Viridiplantae; Streptophyta; Magnoliopsida; Cucurbitales; Cucurbitaceae. The record is from RefSeq and is a predicted model, not a curated record.